AGUUAAAUUCUGUUCAAAAUAGCUUGACAUAGUUACAAAGUCUCCUGUGGAAGAAGAGUUUUUGUAAUUCGGAAAUCCCUCACUUUCAAGCAGGCGAAAGUAUGACAUGAACAAUUAUAAUAUCAGUAUCUUAUGGUUAAUUACCUGUGACACCUGACACUAUACGCGGUUGUUGAAAGGAGGCGCGGAUCAAAACUAUAAGGCAUCAGAUUUUGAAAUACUUUUGUCAGCAUGAACACCCAAAGAUUUGGCUUAGUGUCGUUCACGGGGAACACAACAUACGAUCGUAAUUAUCGAAGUGUUCCAAUAAAGAGAGCUGAGAUCCAAAUAUCAAUCGCUGGAUUUAUUGCUAACGUUCAAUCGGUUCUCCAUUACAUUAAUGACUGUGACAAUAACGUUGAGAUAGAGUUUGUGUUUCCAUUGGACACUAAUGCAGCGGUUUACAAGUUUGAAGCUGAGAUAGACGACAGGAAAAUAGUAGGAGAGGUUUAUGACAAAUUACAGGGGAAAGUUAUAUACCAAGAUGCAGUACAUUCGGGUUAUACAGCCAUGUACAUGGCGGAGGAUGAUGGCGCCGGUGAUAUCUUUCGUUUAAGACUUGGGAAUCUUCCUUCCAAGACGACGGCAAAGUUAACGUUUGCAUAUGUACAAGAGCUGGACUUGAACGCUGAUCAAACCGGAACCUUUGUUCUUCCAACUGUCCUCAAUCCACGAUAUGCACCUGAUUGUACACCAACAGAUGAACUAAAUGUUACGGAAUCACAGGAAGAGGUUACAAAGACGAGUUUACCUGAGUCCGAUAUUGAGAUGGCAUAUUAUUCAGACUUUUCAGUAAACCUACUCACUGAAGUUGCAGGAGGUGAAAAUCUAAAAGUGCAUGAUAACAAAAUGGAGGUGGACGUGUUUCCUGAGGCAGUGGAUAAAGUGAUGACAUCGACCAAACGACUUCAACACGGAUCUGACUUUUCGUUACUCUUACACUACAAAGGUUUCGAAAAUCCUAGAGCAAUUAUUGAGAAGGGCAACAAAGAUGCACAAAAUGCAUUUUUGUCAUCGGAUAUCUUGAUGGUCAAUUUCUCACCAGAAUUCAAAGAACUGGAAAAAGAAAAGCUUUGUGAAUUUGUCUUUGUUAUUGAUCGAUCAGGCUCAAUGACUGGAGAUCGUAUAAAAAAAGCGAAAGAAGCUUUAUUACUGCUCUUGAAAUCUCUCCCUGUUGACUGUUUAUUUAACGUCGUCAGUUUUGGGUCCGAUUUUUCUUUUCUUUUUCCAAAGAGUGAGCAGUACAAUGAGGAGAACCUUGAAGAAGCUAUAAAUCUGCAAAAGAAAAUGGAUGCAGAUAUGGGAGGGACAGAGAUUUUUAAGCCUCUUGAAUGUGUUUUUAAAACUAAACCUACAGAUUCGUACGCAAGACAGAUAUUUCUGCUGACCGACGGAGAAGUUAGAAAUGUUUCAAAAAUUGUCGACCUUGUGAGGGAACAGAAAAACACAAGGAUAUUUACCUUUGGUAUUGGAGAAGGUUGUUCAACAGAACUUGUUAGAGGAGUUGCAAAAGCAAGCAGAGGAAAAGCAACAUUUGUGAAAGAUAAUGAAAGACUGAAAUCUAAAGUUAUGGCUGCCCUGAAAUGCAGUCUACAAUGUGCAAUUACCGAUGUGUCACUAACUUGGAACCUUCCAAAAGAUUGCUUAGUAAUCAAUUCCCCGAGAGAAGUUCCUGCCGUUUUCCAUGGAGAGAAACUAAUUUUGUAUGCAAUUAUUUCAGGAGAGAUACCAGAGGAUUACUCCGGUGGAACUUCUUUGAAGAUGGUUGGGAAAGCUGGUGAAAACUCUUUUACGUUUUUAUUGUACUUUGAUAUGAAUCUUCGCAGAUCAAGUGACACUGACAAUUCUUUCCCGCUUCACAGACUAGCUGCAAAGACCAAAUUGUCAGAAAUGGAAAUGAACAGAAGUGAUGAUUACAUGAUGGUAGCAUUGAGCACGAUGGUUAAUGUUACAUGCAAAUAUACUGCGUUUAUUGGCGUUGACAAAAAAGGGAAAGAAACUACAUCAACAGAUCAAGACGAAGACACCUCGUGUAAAACUGAGGCCUCUGAUUCAUUGGAAGAUAUUUUGUUUGGCCUGAGUGACCUUGAUUUAACAAUGGCAAAAUCCAGCUCUAGACCAGGACUUGGGAGAAGAUUUGCGAACUUUUGUUCAAGUCUUUUACCAGCGAGAUUAAAGACAAGAAAACGAAGGAAAUCCUCACGCUCCCGUAGAGAUGAGAAAACUUUUCUCUGUCUUUCUUCUCGUCCAUACAAAAUGAAGAGUAGAAAUGAGAGAAAACGCGGUUACUUCAUAUCAUCUUGUCCAUACGAAACAAAGAGCUACGGACUUUGUGAUGACCUUUCUAUACAACCCGCCUCUUUGGAUAACCGAUACGCUGCAAUGGAAAUGUGUUCCCUAAGCUUGUCAGGUGGUUUAUUAGACGAAAGUGACGAAAAAGACUCUACAAGUAGUAGUAAUAGAGAUGAUGCUCCUUCAAGAAUGAUACAAUUAAUUGAGAGGCAAAAAUUCAAUGGAUCCUGGUCACUAGAUGAAAAUGUAUCACAAAUCCUUAACAAAUCACUGGAACAAAUAAAAGGAUCGAAUGUGAUCAAAGAUUCAGAUGUUUGGGCCACAGCUCUUGCAAUUGCGUUUUUAAGAAAAGAGUUUUCAGUUCAAAAGAACGAGUGGGAAAUGAUAGAAGAGAAAGCGAUGAAAUGGUUAAAAACUAAAGAUCUGGAGGGCAAAGAUAUCAUAGAGGAAGCUAUGACAUUCUUGUCUGCAUAACAUGCAUUCAUAUUGGCCCUGUCAUUGAUACAAAAAAUCUUAAGGCUGACCUGAAAUCGAAAUCCUUUAUUUAUUCCCCUUGUGUGGGCGUUGCGAUAAUUAAUUUUUUUUCGAUUCAGAUCUACUAGUAUUUCCAAGGUACGUGUCAGUAAUACCUAGUGCAAACCUGGCAUAGAAGAUGAAACCUGAGAUAUACACUCCAGAAACGACACAAAUCCAGACGCAUUUUGCUCACCUAAUAAACACACUCAAGUGAAUUUUAACAUUUGUCAAUUAUUCCGGAUAACUUUCCACAUUUUCAUUUUUUUUUACAGAACA
This is a messenger RNA of Saccostrea echinata, 3123 nucleotides long. Its product is annotated as von Willebrand factor A domain-containing protein 5A-like. The record is from RefSeq and is a predicted model, not a curated record. The transcript is spliced from 19 exons. Bases 232 to 2805 code for a protein of 857 amino acids. Lineage: Eukaryota; Metazoa; Mollusca; Bivalvia; Ostreida; Ostreidae.